AUGGCUUCUGGCCCGGCUCCGAUCCCUUCCGGAGCGUGGCUGCCCCACGCGGCAGCGCUGGUGACGCUGGUGCUGGCUCUUGCGGCGGUGCCGUCAGCUUGGGCGGACAAUGUGGACAUGGUGUUCCUCAAAAGCGCAGUCGCCAAAGGAGCAGUGUGCCUGGACGGGACUCCCCCGGUCUACCACUUCUCCCCUGGCUCCGGCUCUGGCGCCAAUAACUGGGUGGUUCAUAUGGAGGGAGGAGGGUGGUGCAAGACCUCCGAGGAGUGCGCAAUCCGGAAGGGCAACUUCAGGGGCUCUUCCAAGUACAUGAAGCCACUCUCCUUUUCUGGGAUAUUAGGGGGCAGCCAGAAAUACAAUCCUGAUUUCUACAACUGGAACAGAGUGAAGGUCAGAUACUGCGAUGGUUCAUCAUUUACCGGUGAUGUCGCGGCAGUAGAAUCUUCGACAAACCUGCAUUACAGAGGGGCAAGGGUUUGGAAUGCCAUCAUCGAAGAUCUACUCCAGAAGGGGAUGAGCAAGGCACAGAAUGCUCUUCUUUCUGGAUGUUCAGCCGGAGGUCUAGCAGCAAUACUGCAUUGUGACAAAUUCAGUGAUCUGCUUCCAGCAUCGGCAAAAGUCAAGUGCUUUUCAGAUGCUGGUUAUUUUUUUGAUGGGACAGAUAUCACCGGCAACAAAUAUGUCAGAAAGGUCUAUAAGGAUAUUGUAAACCUACAUGAAUCAGCUAAAAAUUUGCCAUCUUCAUGUACAUCGACGCAAUCACCUGAGCUGUGCUUCUUCCCGCAGUAUGUCAUCCCAACAUUGCGCACACCGCUAUUCAUACUUAACGCAGCGUAUGACUCAUGGCAGAUCAGGAACAUACUAGCACCUAGCGCUGCUGAUAAAAGCAAGGCCUGGGCCAAAUGCAAGCUUGACAUAAAGAACUGCUCCUCCAGCCAACUCGUGACCAUGCAGAAUUUCAGGAAAGAGUAUCUGGCAGCGCUUCCUCAACCGGGGCAGUCUCGUUCUCUAGGCAUGUUCAUCGACUCAUGCUUUGCUCACUGUCAAUCUGGAGCACAAGACUCAUGGCUUGCCGAAGGUUCCCCUUCCAUUCAGAAGACGCAAAUUGGCAAAGCAGUGGGGGACUGGUUCUUUGAACGGGCGGUAUCCCAGCGGAUUGAUUGCCCAUAUCCUUGCAACCAGACCUGCAAGGACAAUGAAGAUGAUUGA
This is a messenger RNA of Lolium rigidum, 1209 nucleotides long. Its product is annotated as pectin acetylesterase 11-like. Gene Ontology annotation, molecular function: hydrolase activity. The coding region runs from base 1 to 1209 and encodes 402 amino acids. Lineage: Eukaryota; Viridiplantae; Streptophyta; Magnoliopsida; Poales; Poaceae. The transcript is spliced from 12 exons. The record is from RefSeq and is a predicted model, not a curated record.